This is a messenger RNA of Lactuca saligna, 504 nucleotides long. The record is from the annotation of a GenBank genome assembly. Lineage: Eukaryota; Viridiplantae; Streptophyta; Magnoliopsida; Asterales; Asteraceae.
AUGCCCGCCUAUGAUAUAGAAUAUGAGCAAGAUGAUGGUACCCAAGUUUAUGAAUUGGACACAAAAGAUGGUCAAAGUAAGGACAUUGACUAUAAUAGCCAUUCAGAUUCGGAAGAAAAAAAUCAAAAGCACAGUUCCUACAAGGUCACCUACGAAGAGGGGCCUGACACGAUUGCCAAAGCUGAAGACCGAUUAUUUGGGAGAUCUUGUCCGCGAGAAGGUGGGAUUAAGUGCUCUUUGCUGGAAGAAAGUAAAGCGGAAGUGAAUGACAAACUUUGGGAAGAGAUUAUACGCUAUUUUGAAGUUGAUGAAACUGGAAAACAAUUUGUGAUGAAUAGACUUGGUAUCCUUCUACGAAACUCCAUAAGGAAAUUGUAUACAACUUACAUCAAGCCACAUCUAGGCAAUUCCAAAAAGCGUGGAGAAAUCCAUGUUCGAUAUCGUGCAAUAAUUACUAAAAAAGAUGAUUGGAACAAAUUCAUGACAUAUACGCAUUCUGAAUAG